Vigna angularis (adzuki bean) is the source of this 2176-nucleotide messenger RNA. RefSeq lists its product as uncharacterized. The record is from RefSeq and is a predicted model, not a curated record. NCBI's taxonomy places the organism in Eukaryota, Viridiplantae, Streptophyta, Magnoliopsida, Fabales, Fabaceae. The transcript has 7 exons. Gene Ontology annotation, molecular function: protein binding. The coding region runs from base 332 to 1855 and encodes 507 amino acids.
UUUUUAACACAUCAAAAUCAAUGACCCUCUCUCUCCAACAGUGUCCCACUAAUGCCUCCCCUUUGCUCUUAUUUUAUGCUCUGUACCUUUCAUUUUCUCUCUCUUCUACCUUUUCUCCUUCACUCUUUUCCCUCACUCAAAAACACACUCCCUUUCCUUUCCUUUCCUCUCCUUUCUGCUAACACCAACAUUACCCUCAAAACAAAAAUAACAUUACCAUUUGCAUUUCUCUCUUUCCACCUCUCAAUUAGGGUUCUUCCACCCACUUUCUUCACCACCAUUGUCCGAACCUAUUGCAUUCUCCGAACCCCUCAGCUUCGGAUCAACUCAAAUGGGUAAGUACCUUCUGUUACUGGCUCUCACUUUCCUCAACCUCGUACUAUUCUCCACCCUUCAUGUCUCGGCUGCACCUUCAACUACUUCUCCUGCAAAAAUUGUUAGUGGGUUUCUCUCCAAUGCCGUGCCUGCCGUCACUAAAUGGGCGUGGUCUCUCAAGGCCACCACCAAAACGGCGGUUUCGAGCAGGUCGAUGAUGAAGUUCGAGGGUGGAUUCAGUGUGGAGACUGUGUUCGAUGGGAGCAAGCUUGGGAUCGAGCCUUAUGCUGUGGAGGUGUUGCCCAAUGGGGAGCUUCUGAUUCUUGAUUCGGUUAAUAGUAACAUUUAUAGGAUUUCCUCCUCACUUUCUUUGUACAGCAGGCCCAAGCUGGUGGCAGGGUCGGCUGAAGGGUAUUAUGGACAUGUUGAUGGGAAGCUCAGAGAGGCUAGGAUGAACCAUCCUAAGGGGAUAACUGUUGACGACCGAGGAAAUAUCUAUGUUGCAGAUACUACAAAUAUGGCAAUUAGGAAAAUUAGUGAUUCAGGGGUCACGACAAUUGCUGGAGGAAAAUGGAGCCGAGGAGGGGGCCAUGUUGAUGGACCAAGUGAAGAAGCUAAAUUUUCGGAUGACUUUGAUGUGGUUUACGUUGGAAGUAGUUGUUCACUACUCGUCAUAGACAGAGGAAACCGAGCCAUCAGGGAGAUCCAACUCCACUUUGAUGAUUGUGCUUAUCAAUAUGGCAGUGGAUUCCCACUUGGGAUUGCAAUGCUUGUUGGGGCUGGCUUCUUUGGUUACAUGCUGGCAUUACUGCAGCGAAGGCUUGGUACAAUUGUAGCAUCCCAGGACGCUCAGGUUCCGGUAAUGGUAACAUCUUCAGUUUCUUCAAAUCCAUAUGAAAAGCCAUUGAAAUCUGUCAGGCCUCCUUUGAUUCCAUCAUCAGAAUAUGAACCUGACAAGCAGGAAGAGGGCUUCUUUGGAUCCCUAGGGAAGCUUCUUGCGAAUGCUGGUGCAUCAAUGGUGGAGAUAAUGGGAGGAUUAUUUCCUUCUUUCAGAAGAAAAUCGCUAAGCCACCAAUUCCAAAGACAACCACUUCUCCCGCAACCCCAGAAGCAAGCAAAUGCUUGGCCUGUGCAGGAAAGUUUCGUGAUCCCUGAUGAAGAUGAACCUCCUUCCAUCGACACAAGAGCUCCUACCCCUAGAAAAACCUAUCCUUUCAUGUCCAAGGAUGCAGAGAAAAUGCAACAACUUCGGCAAAGUCGUGCAUUCUAUAGUGGAUGGGAUGGAGAUAUCAAUCAGCAGCAACAACAGUCACAACAGCAGCAACAGAAACACCAUCAGUACCGAUCGGCAACCCCUCACACUUACUACGAACAGAGCCAUGAGACAACCAAUGAGAUAGUGUUUGGGGCAGUGCAGGAACAGGAUAGGCGGCAGGAGUCCGUGGUUAUCAAGCCUGUGAAUUAUGGGGAGCCACUAUAUGACACUCACAAUGUUAGGUCCAGAAUGAGUUUCCUGGGCUAUGGCGGCCACAGGUAUUGAGUACAUACAAUCAUUAGGAAGUUUAGAUUUUAGAUGUGAGCUAAAUGGAGAGGGAAGAAUUUAAUCAGGUAUAGGUAGUCUUAUAAUGAUUUUUCUUUCUGUGGGGUCUUAGUAAGAAGUUGGUGAUCAUAAUGUGAAUUGUUUAUUCAGUUUUGCCAAAUGUUGGUUGCUAUGGUGUUCUAGUGUAACCAGCAACUCCGGCAAUCAUGAGGAGGGGAUGGGAUCAAGAAAUUUUGCAUGCUAUUUCUUCUAAUGAUCCUCCUCAUGUUUAAAUGUGCAAUAGUUCUCUGAAAUUGUUUUCCAUUGAACAUGUGCUUAACA